Molecule: messenger RNA, 3187 nt
Organism: Spirodela intermedia
Lineage: Eukaryota; Viridiplantae; Streptophyta; Magnoliopsida; Alismatales; Araceae
Source: the annotation of a GenBank genome assembly
AUGGCGGCGACGGCGGGAAUAGGAGCGUCCCUGGUGAGUUUUUCGGUGGCGAUGGCCGCGUUGGUGCUGUUCUUCGCUCGAGGGGCAACGGCUUUGUGGAUGGAGUUGCCCCCACAGGGGACGAAGUGCGUCUCGGAGGAAAUUCAGGCCCACGCGGUCGUCAUAGGCCAGUACGAUGUCCACUUCGAGGAACAUACCACCGAGUACCCUACCAUAUCUGCCAAGGUGAGCGGACGCGAUCCUCCGCUGCCAGUCUGAAUUAGAAUUAUCGUGAUCGAUGAUUGCGGCUGCCUUCCUAAUUCAUUUCAUAUGGUUGGAAUUCUGGGAUUAAUUAUAUAAUUGAUGCGUGUUUGGAGGGAUUCUGGUAAUAAGUUAGUAGGGAUCCAUGGUCCAUCAGAUUCAAGGUGGAACCUCAGGGGCAUGUAUGGUACCUCAGUUUGACAUGGAUAAAGAAAUGCUUCUGGCGAAAGUGUUGUUUUGCUGUUACAUGCCUAGGCACAUCAAUCCAGUGCGUUUCUUGCACAUGAUAAAAAAAAAAAUCAUUCCUGUAUUUAUUUUUUCCAUUUUCCGCGGGUGUGUAAAUUACUAGGGAUCCGCGGCGCCCGCAGUCAAAUUCCAAGUUUUCAAGGCAGAGGUGAUAGUAACUCAAUCUGUAAUGUAUAGAAAAAUUAUAUUAUUAGAACAGUUCAAUUGGUUAUUGGAUGCUGGUGAUUACAUAAGUGUCUCAGGAAAGAGCACACCUAUCCUGUGCUCUGAUUCCAUCACGUAAUAAAAUUGUGAUUUUCCGAUCUCUAUUUGCAUAGAUAUAAUGUGUUUCUCUAGGAUAAAGUUUUACUUUUCUUCCUAGAUUUCAGACAUCACCUUGGAAUCCCCAGAAAAACCACAUCUGGACAAAUCGAAUUAUCAAAGAAGGACGGUGAAGUACUAUUCACUUUCUCAAAUUUAGUGAACCCAGGAGAAAGCAGUUACUUGGGUAUUAGACUCAUGAGUAUCAUCUAAACAAUGAAAGUUCAUCCUAAUAAGGCAAUAAAUGUGUUCGAGGUUUGGUACAUAGUGUGCAAUUGUAGCAUGUCAUCGUCUUCAACCCAGAAGAUUCUGGCUUAUCAAUUUAACCCAUCUCCAAAUGUAACGUGCAUUUCAAUACGCAGUUUUUUAUUGGCUUAGAUUCCUCAUUAUCUAUGAUCUGUUGCAUUCUUCUUGUUAUUCCGUCUUGAUAUCUGAACCACCCUGUGUACUAUUUUCGAACUUUUAAUUUUAUAAUGAUGUAACCAUAUUAUAUAAUGGAAACUAAUGUAAGAUUUUUUUUCUUUCCUAGUCAAAUGACGGGGAUUGGAUGAAAAAUAGCCCUAAAUGGUUUUCCUUUUCAAAUUUACGGCACUGUUUACACACUAAAUAACGAUGCCAUCAGUGUAAUAAAAUUGGAGCAAGGUGGCAUGGAUGUUGGUUAUUAAUGGCAUUUUGCUUCCAAGUUUUUGAAGGUCAAGUCAUUCACUGAUUUCUGUGACAGAGGUUUUUCUAUUAACAAUUUUGCAAAGUCUAUUUAAUGGGACAACUGUUAAAGGUCGUAUUCAAUGGAAAAACUGUCGUUUGAGUAGGGCUAUUCUCUUACUGUUGGAGUAUAUAUCACAAUUUUUUGGCUGAAAAAUAAAAACUAUUUGAGUGUUUCUUUAGAAAUCACUCCAAGAUGCCGUUACAGAUUGGGGAAGAAUUGUACACUAUGAGCUUUGAGCCUCAAAUUUAGGUUCCAGUGUCAACAUGGGCACCCAUCUCGAAUUCAAUAAAUUCUUAAAACACAUCGCACUGACACAAGGACGAAUAAAUGGGCGUGCUUUUCCAUAAAGCCAUUUAUUUAAUAAUCUUUGGAUUAUUAAAAAAGGUGUUUUUUGGUUUUUAGAAAACUUUUAGAUAUGCUUAUCUCACUAGAGUUUACAUACAAUAUAAGUUAAUUUUAGAAAGUCAUCAUGAAGCCUGAGACUUGAAGAACAUCUUAAGCCUGUAGGUUGUUUUAGUCUUAUAUUCUUUGUCCUGUCUUAGAUACUGAAUAUCCAUCUAUGUCCUCUCUUAAGCUCCACUUCCUGUAGAAGAGCACCGAUUUCUUAGACAGAAACAAGUGAGCUGCAAGAGUCUUUCACCAGUUGAGGAUGCAUGAUCUUCCUAGUUUAGUUUACACUGCUAUUCUGGAGGAUUUUCUUGCAUCUAGAUGACUCAUUUUAGGUUUAUUAAGCCCCGGUUCUGGUUAGCCCGUUUGGCUAAUUUUCUGCAAAGUUCAAUAAAAUAUUUUUGAUAAAAUUAUGCAAAUUCUUCUGUCUCUAGACUUGAAUUUAUUUACAUUAAAGGAAAGUUUAUGUUGCUAAAAUAAAAUUAUAUCCACAUUAGACAUGGAGUUGGGCAUCCCGGGUUGGCGAUCUCGUGUCUGGUUCAAUAGAAGCCUGGCUUAAACUAGUUGGCUUUCUCGUUCUCACUCUGCAGAUUUCAACACCCUACGGAAAAAUGCUUCACGAAAGUAAGAAUGUCACUCAAGAUCACUUUGGUUUCACAACCACCGAAGCAGGGAACUACUUGGGAUGCUUCUGGGUGGAAUCAAAUCCUCAUAAUAUCAAGGUGAGCGUCAAUAUUGACUGGAGAACAGGGAUCGCGGCAAAAGACUGGGAAUCUGUCGCAAAGCAGGAAAAGAUUGAGGCAAGUGACGAUGAUAAGAGAAGAUUCGAUAGAAUUAUGAGAUUUUCUGUGGAAAAUUAUUUUUAUUGUGAACUCCGGCUGAUCCUUCUCUUUUGGUGAGAAAACAGGGCGUCGAGCUCGAGCUGAGGAAGCUAGAAUUCGCCGUGGACGCCAUCCGUGAGAACAUGGAGUACCUAAAGAGCAAGUAGGUUUCUUCUUGUUUGUUCAAAACCCAGUUCCUCUCCCACUUCCUCUCUCUAAUUUUCUUCCACGGCGCAGCUGCCCUCUCUCUCUCUCUCUACUGACAUUCAGUGUUCUUUGCCCAAAUGGGUAAUGCGAAGCUCAGUGAGUUCACUGCCAUGGGUGUUAAUGCUGGUGUUGCAGAGAGGAGGACAUGAGAGAGACAAGUGAGAGGACAAACGCCAGGGUCGCAUGGUUAAGCAUAAUGUCCAUAGCUGUGUGCAUUUCGACCUCCGUCGUUCAGUUGUGGCGUCUGAAGACGUACUUCCGGAAGAAGAAGCUGAUCUAG